UUUGUUUGUGUAUUUGUAUUUGUGCGUUUAGGUGGGGAGGGUAAGGUUGGGAAAGUGGUGGACAUUCGUGGCUGGGACACGGAGUCUGGCCGCAGCGUGGCCAGUGUCACCUGGUCCAAUGGCACCACCAAUGUCUACCGAAUGGGCCACAAAGGCAAAGUGGACCUGAAGUACGUGUCGGAUGGCCAAGGAGGCUUCUACUACAAAGAUCACCUACCUAAACUUGGUGAGCAUGCGGAGCUCCAGCGCCAGGAGAGCGCUGAUGGCCACUCUUUUCAGCAGGGAGACAAAGUCAAAUGUCUACUGGAGGUGGAGAUCUUGCGGCAGAUGCAGGAAGGACACGGAGGGUGGAAUCCCAAAAUGGCAGAGUACAUUUGUCGGAUCGGGACGGUUCAUAGAAUAACCGACAGAGGAGACGUCCGGGUCCAGUACAGCAACAACAUCCGCUGGACCUUCCACCCAGGAGCUCUCACCAAAGUGAACACCUUUGGAGUUGGCGAACUGGUUAAAGUUCUGGAUGAGCUGGAAAAUGUGAAGAGACUUCAGGCUGGCCACGGAGAGUGGACGGACAGCAUGACUCCUGUGCUUGGCCAGGUGGGAAAGGUGCUGAAAGUUUACGCUGACGGUGACCUGCGGGUGGCGUUUGGAGGUCAGACGUGGACGUUCAACCCGGCGUGCCUUAUGGCCCAGCCUGCAGAGGUUGAUGCCAACCUCAUGACGGCCGAGAACCCCAAUGAAUCUGGAAGUACCGUCAUCUCCGUGCUGGAGAAGCUGCUGUCUCAGUCCACGGAGCAGGACAACCCGGGCCGGCUCGUCAUCGAGGCAGCCCACGGGAGUGCCAACAAGGUGCGGGAGUUGGUGCAGAAGUAUCCCGACAAGGUGGAUAUCAAGAACCAAGGCAAGACGGCUCUGCAGGUCGCCGCUCACCAAGGCCACACAGAGGUGGUGAAGACCCUCCUGCAGGCCAACAGCUCCGUCGAGGUCAAAGACGAAGAUGGAGACACGGCUUUACACUACACUGCCUUCGGUAACCAGGCUGAGAUUGCACGGCUGCUGCUGAGCAAAGGGGCGAAUGUCAACGUACUGAACAACUCCAUGUGCACAGCGCUCCACAUCGCUGUCAACAAGGGCUUCACUGACGUGGUGCGAGUGCUGACUGAACAUGCGGCUGACAUCAAUCUCCAGGAUUCAUAUGGGGACACGCCGCUCCAUGAUGCCAUUGCCAAGGAUUUCCGCAGCAUCAUUGAGAUCCUGGUCGUAGUGCCCAACAUUGACUUCACCCAGCAGAACCACAGAGGCUUCAACCUGCUUCACCACGCCGCCCUCAAAGGAAACAAACUGGCCACAGAAAAGAUCCUGGGUCGAGCUCGACAGCUGGUGGACGUUAAAAAGGAAGACGGCUUCUCUGCCCUUCAUCUGGCUGCUCUCAACAACCACAGAGACGUCGCCGAGGUCCUUAUCAAGGAGGGGCGCUGUGAUGUCAAUAUCCGCAACAACCGAAACCAGUCACCGCUGCAGCUGGCCGUCACGCAGGGCCACACGGACCUGGUGCAGCUGCUGGUGGACGAGGGCGCCGACGUCAACAUGGAGGACGAGGACGGUGACACGGCGAUGCACGUGGCCCUGCUCCGCCCGCAGCUGGCCAACGUCAUGCUCACCCCGUCAGCAGGGGGCAGCAGCACGGAGGAGGGCAGCGAGGGCUGCUCGUCCACGUCGCUCUACUGCAGGCUGAAUUCCUCGGGUCUCCUGGGGAACACCGAGCUGAACGUCGCCAUGGCGAUUGCUUGUUUUCUGGCCCAGGAAGGUGCUGACAUUAGCUACGCCAACCACAAGGGCAAGAGUCCUCUGGACUUGGUGGGAGACGGCACCAUGAUGCAGCUCAUUAAGAACUUCUCUGAGAAGCACAGGUUGCAGCGCCUGCAGGCCAUCACCUGUGGGCAGGGCCUGAGCAGUGCGAGCCUGCGGCGGGUCCACACAACACCCAACACCAUGACCAACCUGGUUUUUCCCACGCCGGCCGGUCCCAGUGAAUGCCUCAUCUGUUCUGAGCUGGCUCUGCUGGUUCUGUUCUGCCCCUGCCAGCACAGCGUGGCCUGUGAAGAAUGUGCACAUCGCAUGAAGAAAUGCAUCAAAUGUCAGGUCACGAUAACCAAGAAAAUACGACAAGACCAAACCGAGGUGGACUGCAGCCCUGGCACCGAGAACUCUGAGCAGCACAACCUGCUGGAGCAGCUGCAGUCCCGCUACAGGCAGAUGGAGGAGCGCAUCACCUGCCCCAUCUGCAUCGACAACCACAUCAAGCUGGUCUUCCAGUGCGGCCACGCCUCCUGCAUCGACUGCAGCGCCGCGCUCAAGACCUGCCCCAUCUGCAGGCAGACCAUCCGGGAGCGGAUCCAGCUGUUUGUCUGAGCUCCAGGUUUGUGUCCUCCUAGGUCCGCUGGCCCACAGACCCCAGGAAGGGCUAUGGAGGCACGCCGCUCUCGUAUCCUCCCGUCUCUGGCUGCCGCACCUCACCAGCGGCGAUCAAACAUUCGUUCGAACGUUUUUUUUCUAAAGAGACGCUGCUGUAGAUCGCUCAGAGUUUGCCGUUACAUUUUUGGUUCAUUUCCAUCUGGAGCAGCCCAGGAACAUUGCUUUAAUUUAAAUUCCUGCUGCAGGACAGACUCCGAGCCGAGCCCAGGAGGAAACGCACGAGGCAGAGUGGACGUGACGCCUCCCUCCAUUUUGAAUCCUCUUGAUUGAUAAAGGAGCGAUGGGGAAGAAUAGAAAAAAAGUGUUUCCUCCUCAUGUUUCCUGUUGUACUUUGUCCGACCCUUUUGCUGCUUUACGUGGAUGUCUGUUACCCAUCAUCCUCUGUGGUUUUCUGGCCUCUUUUGUUUACAUGUCUGCACAGAGACCGGUUGUCCUGGCGCUCCUUGGCCCGUGAAGUACAUCGCUCUCAUUUACAUCCAUCUCGUAAUUCUCAAUGUAAGGCUCUGCAGAGAGAGGGUAUAGCUGAAAGCUUUCUAUGUAGACCCCAAAACACUUCUGUCUAUAUGCAAAGGGAGACAGAAACUAUAUAUGCAUGAGUAUUUGCAUAUUAUCCAGCUGAAAACGACUUGUUCUGUCACAGAUAAACUAGGGUUUUGUUUUACUCUAGGGGUUACGCUUGUGGUUGCCAACAUACCUUUGACUACAAAGUUUUAUUUAUGUGUGAAAGGUGUUUUAUUUUAUUUUUUAUGUUUUUUGCUUGGCAAAAAAUGUGUUUUUGUUUCUACUGAGGUUUAACCCAAGCCUACGUCUGCUACUCAGGGUAUCGCAUCUUGGAAGCACUCGGAAUAUCCAUAAAUGUUUUAAGAGCCCUUUCCCAGACUCUCACACUAACACCAUUACAGCGCUUUGUAUCGAUUUGUUCCGGUGGAUCACCAAGAGGAAGAAAUGUAACAAAAACAAAUAGAUCUUGGCAUUAAUGACUAACAUGAACACAAAACGUGUAAUUCUCAGUUGAAAUGUGGACGGUCGCGGAGCAGAUUCUGCGAAGAGACUUCAGUUCCCUUCAAAACAUACAAAACGAAGAUGUGAGAAGGUGCAAACUCUUGCAAAUGGAAACAAAAAAAAAAAAAAC
Poecilia latipinna (sailfin molly) is the source of this 3604-nucleotide messenger RNA. RefSeq names its product E3 ubiquitin-protein ligase MIB2-like. The record is from RefSeq and is a predicted model, not a curated record. Gene Ontology annotation, cellular component: cytoplasm. Gene Ontology annotation, biological process: protein ubiquitination. The annotation marks the transcript as partial. Gene Ontology annotation, molecular function: protein binding; ubiquitin-protein transferase activity; metal ion binding. The transcript is spliced from 15 exons. NCBI's taxonomy places the organism in Eukaryota, Metazoa, Chordata, Actinopteri, Cyprinodontiformes, Poeciliidae.